AUGGCGGCUGUUGUUACAGUAACUGAACAGCACCCGCGCCAGUCGGACCCGAGGAGUGACCGCGCACCAGACCCGGAGGAAGCAGGAGGUCGCGGCGUGGCUCUAGCGGACCAGCCAAAUACCCGACCCGGCCCCGCGGAGACGCUGGCUGAACCCGAGACAGAUGGGCAUUUUGAGACUUAUCUGUUGGACUGUGAACACACUCCAGGAGACUUAUCAAGCACCCCCCAGGUCCCCAAGCCGCCUCAGAAGCGCUCCAGGGCUGCUUUCUCUCACACUCAGGUGAUUGAGCUGGAGAGGAAGUUCAGCCAUCAAAAAUACCUGUCUGCUCCUGAAAGGGCUCAUCUGGCCAAGAACCUCAAACUCACCGAGACCCAAGUGAAAAUAUGGUUCCAGAAUAGACGCUAUAAGACUAAGCGAAAGCAACUGGCAGAAGACCUGGGAGUCUUGGAGAAGAGCUCACCUUUAUCUUUGCCAGCCCUGAAAGAAGACAGCCUAUCCAGCACCUCAUUGGUCUCCAUGUACACCAGCUACCCCUAUUACCCGUACCUCUAUUGUCUGGGCAGCUGGCGUCCAACUUUCUGGUAA
Cricetulus griseus (Chinese hamster) is the source of this 588-nucleotide messenger RNA. The record is from RefSeq and is a predicted model, not a curated record. NCBI's taxonomy places the organism in Eukaryota, Metazoa, Chordata, Mammalia, Rodentia, Cricetidae.